AUGACCAUAGGAUGUUGGACAAUUUCGAAUCUUUCUUCUUUGAUUAAUUUAUUUGUUUCAUUAAUUCUUUAUUAUUUUAAUAAAGAUUAUUUAUUUAUUUCAAUUUUCACAAUUUGUUUAACAAUCCAAUUAAAUCCUUAUUAUUUACUUUUAUUGGCACCUUUAAUUCUGCAUUUUAAUCAACGAAAAUUUUCUCUAAUUUUUAUUUUUGUUACAUCUUCAAUUUUAUUUUUAUGUUUAAAUUUAUAUUUGGAAGAGAAUUGGAAAGAUAUGUUUAGAAAUACUUUUGGAUUUUUGUUAGUUUAUUUAUUUUAUUAA
Meloidogyne enterolobii is the source of this 318-nucleotide messenger RNA. Lineage: Eukaryota; Metazoa; Nematoda; Chromadorea; Rhabditida; Meloidogynidae. The record is from the annotation of a GenBank genome assembly.